AUUUACAGUCACAAUAAUCAUUCCAGAUCUUUCCAACAAGCUUCUUCCAUCACUAUCAGAAACAAAUUAACAAUGACCGCCGGAGCCGCCGCCGAUGCAAGGUCAACUUCUCCGACCCCAUUUCUAUCAAAAACAUACAGUAUAGUCGAUGAUCAUUCCACCGACGAAAUCAUUUCAUGGAACAAAGAAGGAUCUAGUUUCAUAGUAUGGGAUCCAUCUCAAUUCGCUAAAACCCUUCUUCCCAAGUUCUUCAAACACGACAACUUUUCCAGUUUCAUUCGUCAACUCAACACCUAUCAAUUCAGAAAGAUCGUGCCUGAUAGAUGGGAAUUCUCAAAUGAGAACUUUCAAAGAGGGAAAAAACAUCUUCUCUGCCAGAUUUCUCGGCGGAAGUCUGUUAUUACAUUUACAUCAUCACCUGAUCAAGUUCUACCAUCGAGUGAAGAAGAACAAGGGACUAAUUCUUCGUCGAUUUCGAGUUCUGGGAAUAAUUUGGAACUGAUUGAAGAAAAUGAAAGGUUAAGGAAUGAGAAUAAUAAACUUAGUAGGGAGUUGAGUGAGAUUAGAAGUUUGUUUCAGACUAUAAUCUCUAAGACUUCGAACUAUGUUAAUAAUUAUCAAUUGCAAGAAGAGAGUUCUUUGCCGGCGAUGAAACAGCUUGAUCUUUUGCCGGUGGAGGUGGAGGGAGAUGAAGAAUCGGUUAGUACGAAACUGUUUGGGGUUCGUAUUGGGGCGAAAAGACAGAAGAGAAUUAAUGGCUGCGGGGAGAAGGCAGAGGUGUACGGAUGUCCGGAGUUGCAGCUUGGACAGUAUAGUGCUGUUUGAUGAUGAUGAUGAGGGAGAUGGGUAUUUUCGUAAUUUAAAGAAAUUCUAAAUUUGUAAAUAAGUUUUGAGAGAGUUGGUGAACUAAUCGAGGUUUAUUUGAU
Impatiens glandulifera is the source of this 926-nucleotide messenger RNA. Its product is annotated as heat stress transcription factor B-2a-like. The transcript has 2 exons. The coding region runs from base 73 to 825 and encodes 250 amino acids. Gene Ontology annotation, cellular component: nucleus. The record is from RefSeq and is a predicted model, not a curated record. NCBI's taxonomy places the organism in Eukaryota, Viridiplantae, Streptophyta, Magnoliopsida, Ericales, Balsaminaceae. Gene Ontology annotation, molecular function: DNA-binding transcription factor activity; RNA polymerase II cis-regulatory region sequence-specific DNA binding. Gene Ontology annotation, biological process: regulation of transcription by RNA polymerase II.